CCACCACCUCUAUUCUCAUCAUGGAUCCGACGAAGCCCAGCAGCAGCGUCUCCUCGCGCUUCGUGAGCCAGACGGAGCUGGAAGAGGCCCAGAAGCGCCGAAAGGAGGAGAUCCGCGCGACGUACGCCCGCAUCGGGCAGGAGCCGCCGCCCGAGGAGGAGGCCGAAGCGCCCUACGACCCUCGCUCCCUCUACGAGCGGAUACAAGCAAACAAAGACGCAAAGCAGGAGGCCUUUGAGGCCCAGACGAAGCUCUCGGCCCAGUUUCGCGGGAUAGACGACGCCGAGUCGGCCUUUCUCGAGCAGGUCGCGCGUGAAAAGAGGGACGAAGCGAGAAAAAAGGACGAAGAGGUCAGGAGGGAGCUCGAGGAAUACAGAAAGGUGAUUCGGGAGAAGGAGGAGGAGGACGAGAGAAAGAGGUUGGCGGUGGCCGAGGCUGCAGCAAAGAAAAAGAAGGACGAGGAGGCCGCCGCGGCCGCUGCACCAACGGCAAGCGCAGGCCAGCCAGCGAGCAGCAAGGCAAAGGGCAAGAGAAAACGAGAAGGAUUACUGGGCAUCGUCAGGAAAAAGCCUGCCACGGAAGCAGCGCAAGCGAAGGAGCAAGCAGCACCAGAGAAGGGGCAGGGAAGUCCGAAGGCAGGGGCACUCGCCGAGAGCAAAGACAAGGCUUCUGCAUCAAAAGAGCAACAACAAACAAAAGAAGUCACGAAUGGGGAAGCGGAAGGGUCGUGACAGGCUCAGUAACCCAGCUUCUCGACUGACUUGCAUCUCAACCAUCUCGUGACGUAUCUACGGGUCGUUAAUAAACAGAAUGUACUGUA
Acaromyces ingoldii is the source of this 820-nucleotide messenger RNA. RefSeq lists its product as hypothetical. Gene Ontology annotation, cellular component: nucleus. NCBI's taxonomy places the organism in Eukaryota, Fungi, Basidiomycota, Exobasidiomycetes, Exobasidiales, Cryptobasidiaceae. The transcript has 2 exons. The record is from RefSeq and is a predicted model, not a curated record. The coding region runs from base 21 to 731 and encodes 236 amino acids.